AUGUCUGCCUCUACAAACACCACUGACUCGAACGACGCCGUCCUCGCCUCUUUCCAGCGCGCCGUCACCAUGAUUCUAGCCAGCAAACCUGCCAGCAACGAGGAGGAACGCGAGCGCCAGCGCAGCUUUGUGCGUAGGACUGUGCAGGCAUUUGUGGAAGGAGAAGACGGACUUCGAGCAGACGAGAUCUGGGGCUUGGAAGACCUACACAACAGAUUCGAUCUCACGGGCAUUCUCGCUAUUCAGCAGCACGACAUUUUUGACGAACACAAUACUUCUGAUCCAAUGGAUCUUGACGCAAUAUCAUCGGCUACUUCCGAUACAGACUGGAUCACAACCGAAGACGAAUCGGCUUCCUCUGAAGAAGAGGUCGCUAGCCCACCACCAGAAAUACGUGAGGCGGUAGCAAGUCCUUCUGCUUCGAAAGCUGCCCCUGCUUCUGCGCAACUCAAUGUUGCACCUCCACUAGCGGGCAUCAUUGCCAGACAAGCCGUUACUUCAGACACAGUAUUGCACUGUGAUAUCUGUGACUGGGGUUGUAGAAAGCCUGGGGACUUCGCUCGACAUAUGAGAGAUGGCCCUGGUCGUGCUGGUUUCCGCGUCGUUCGCAGCGUGGCAGGGGAGGCCACUUGGCAUGGGGCGGAUGGGCAAGGCAACGUCUAUCAGGGCCGCAUUGGCUCUCACGUUGGCCGGCUCUCAAACAACUCUAGGGCCAGUUGCACCUUUGGGCGACGACGAGGACAAUCGGGUGGUGGCGCGCAGUGA
Molecule: messenger RNA, 765 nt
Organism: Exophiala viscosa
Lineage: Eukaryota; Fungi; Ascomycota; Eurotiomycetes; Chaetothyriales; Herpotrichiellaceae
Exons: 1
Coding region: 1-765 (254 amino acids)
Source: RefSeq, a predicted model, not a curated record